AUGAGCAUAAUUAGAGAAAAUUAUUAAAAUAGAGGUAAAGUUUAUCGUUGCUUUGCCAUUUUCAAUUGUGAUCGAUUAGAAUUUAUUCAUGUUUAGAAACGACGAUGCAGUAAAUCAUAUGAAUCCUCUUAUUAGGAUGUCAAAGAUUAUGCUGAAAAGUGUUUCUCAAACCAUUCUAAAGAAUUGAAUUAUAAGAAUUCAUAUUCAGAAUGGUUUGGAAUCUUAGAUUAAUUAUAAAGUAAUAAUUUUACUAUCAUCAUUUUCUAGAGUGUUAUUUCAUCUUUAUGUUAUUUCCCCAUAGUAAUAUUACACUUGUAAAGGAAGCAUUAAAUGAAAUAAUUAAACUAGUAACCUCUAUUCCUAACUAUCACUAUGUAAUAAAAUCAAUAUUUAUAGUUAACUUCUGAACAAUUGGAUUAACUAAAAAGAACAGAAAUCAGAAAACUUAUUGAUAAAUUGGAAAAUUAAUAUAUUGAAAAAGGGGGUCCAGUAGGAAUUCCAUCUGAUGAUGAAUCAGCUGGUAGCAGAAUUUAUAGUUUUAAUCCUAUUAAGUAUAAUUAAUUUUUAUUUUAAUCUUUAGAACAAAUCCUUAAAGUUCAUUUAGGUCUAAUGCUCAAUUAUUGUAAUCAAAAAAUGAUACUGUAUAAUAUUAUUCCAAUAUAUUUCUAGAGAGAUAUUGUUUAAACUAAGUCUCUAGAUAGAGAUUAUGUAGAAUUUGGAGUUUACAGAGGAUUUGCAAUAUACAGUCUUUAAUCUGAUAAAAUCAUAUUUUAAAUAUAAAGAGGAUCUAAAUCAGCAUUUUCAUAAUCUAUCAAUAAUAUUUCAAAAUUUAUUAGAUCUUAAUAAUCAGAUAAAAAUUAAAUUUUCAUUGAAAAAAUUAAUUCCAGAGCAGAAUGGCAUGGAAAGUAUAAUAAAAAUGAUGGUAUUAUAUCUUUAUUAUUUUUAAAUAGAAUGCUAUUAUAUGGUUAUGACUUUUUAAAAUGCAGAUCCAGAAUAAUGCAAUAGCACUUUAAAAUUAGCUAUAAAUAGAUUUUCUAAAGAUCCAAAUUUUGUUAAAAUGUCUAAUUAAGAACUAAAUGAUAAAUUUCUUUGGGACAUCAGUAAUCUCUUGAAAUCCUCAGAAAAACAUUAUGAAUAUGAUCAUGGUCAUUUAGGAGUUCCUAGUGAUGAAGAAAUCAAACCUAAAUUAGAUUUAUUAAGAUAAAGUACAAUUGGUUAGACCAAAAAUUAUUCAGCUUUUUCAGCUUCUAAAUUGGAAUUAAUUCAAAUGUAAAUCUUACCAAGAUCAUAAUUAUAAUAACUUGGAAUUAAUGAUUUAGAUUCCCCAAUUUAAACUAAAGAAACUGUUUUAUCUAAGCUUAAUUAUUUUGAACCAAAAGUUGAUGAUACAGAAGAUAUAUUAUAAUAUGGUGUUUUUACAUCUCUUAUUAUUCUGUUAAUUAUUUUUGCAUAUUUGAUUUAAAAAUGA
Molecule: messenger RNA, 1468 nt
Organism: Paramecium sonneborni
Lineage: Eukaryota; Ciliophora; Oligohymenophorea; Peniculida; Parameciidae
Source: the annotation of a GenBank genome assembly